AUGUCCUUUUCCAGUAAAGAAGAUCCAAAAACUUUAGUUUUGUUUGAUGUUGACGGUACUUUAACCCCAGCCAGAUUAACCGUUUCUGAUGAAAUGAAAUCCACUUUGGAAAAAUUGCGUAAAAAGGUUGUUAUUGGAUUUGUUGGUGGUUCCGAUUUAUCCAAACAAGUUGAACAAUUGGGUCCAACUGUUUUACAAGAUUUCGACUACUGUUUCAGUGAAAAUGGUUUGACUGCUUACAAAUUGGGUAAAGAAUUGGCUUCCCAAUCUUUCAUCAACUGGAUUGGUAACGAAAAAUACAACAAAUUGGUCAAAUUUAUCUUGAGAUAUUUGUCUGAUAUUGAUCUCCCAGUUAGAAGAGGUACUUUUGUUGAAUUCAGAAACGGUAUGAUCAAUGUCUCUCCAAUUGGUAGAAAUGCUUCUACUCAAGAAAGAAACGAUUACGAAAAAUUCGAUAAAGAACACCAUAUUAGAGAACAAAUGGUUGAAGCUUUGAAGAAAGAAUUCCCAGAUUACGGUUUGACUUACUCCAUUGGUGGUCAAAUUUCUUUUGAUGUUUUCCCUACCGGUUGGGACAAAACUUACUGUUUACAACACGUUGAAGAUGAACACUUUGAAAACAUUCACUUCUUUGGUGACAAAUCUUACAAAGGUGGUAACGAUUACGAAAUUUAUAACGACCCAAGAACUAUUGGUCACGCUGUCAACUCCCCAGAUGAUACCAUUAAAAUCUUGAACGAAAUCUUCAAAUUGUAA
Candida tropicalis MYA-3404 is the source of this 756-nucleotide messenger RNA. RefSeq names its product phosphomannomutase (gene PMM1). Lineage: Eukaryota; Fungi; Ascomycota; Pichiomycetes; Serinales; Debaryomycetaceae. The coding region runs from base 1 to 756 and encodes 251 amino acids. The transcript has a single exon. The record is from RefSeq and is a predicted model, not a curated record. Gene Ontology annotation, cellular component: cytosol. Gene Ontology annotation, biological process: GDP-mannose biosynthetic process; protein N-linked glycosylation; mannose metabolic process. Gene Ontology annotation, molecular function: phosphomannomutase activity.